GCAAGGAAACUCCGACUUUAAGGCCGGCACGUGUAUAACUAAAACCAGUUAGCAUGUCAAAAAAGUCCGAGUUUCCUAGUUCCGACCAGCUUGUGAACGCGGCAUCAGUCGGGGGUUGUUUUGGUGUGGAGAGGUUGUUGUACGUUACUCGCUAGAGAGUUUGACACAUUGACAGAGGUAAACAGCCUGUACAUUUUCUAUCGACAAUUCAAGUCACUGUAAUUUUUCGACGUCUACAUUCACGAACACUGGCAGUGCGAGCGCAUUUCAUAAAGCCUGCGAGUCAAAUGUCAUAAAGUGAGAUAACUAUUGUAGCUAACUCUGAAUGGAUAAUGAAUUAAUCGAUGCUCUGCUCUGUCACUCCACUAAGGGGUUUUUCGUUGCGUCGGGAACAGGAACUCCCAAUUCUGCUUUCUCUUUUAGGCAGAGAACAAGCCUUUUAAAGAGCACCUUUUUGUAGGCUCACAAUAAUUAUGGAGCAGCAACACAUGGGCUGUGUGAACCUUUGUUGUCUCACGAACACUCUACCGGUGAUCCCCUAUCAAAAGCUGACGAACUUGCAUUACCUGAGCAAAGGUGGGUUCGGAACCGUGUUCAUGGCACAGCAUUCCGAUUGGCAGACGACCGUUGCCAUCAAGUGCCUGAAAUUAGAUUCUCCUGUUGGCGAAAGGGAGAGGAAUUGCCUGCUGAAGGAGGCGGAGGUGCUCCACAAGGCCAGGUUCAACUACAUCAUCCAGAUCUUUGGCAUGUGUAAUGAGGCCGAGUUCUUCUGCAUCGUCACCGAGUACAUGAGCAAUGGCUCUCUGGAUCAGCUGCUUCACGAGAAUAACCUUUACCCACUGCUGGCCUGGUCGUUGAGGCUGCGUGUCCUGUACGAGAUAGCUCUGGGGGUCAACUUCCUACACAACAUGACCCCACCCCUCCUGCACCACGACCUCAAGACACAGAACAUUCUGCUGGACGGAGAGUUUCAUGUCAAGAUAGCAGACUUUGGCCUGUCUAAGUGGCGCCAGCUGUCGAUCAGUAAAGGAUCGGGAUCCAAGCCACCUGAGAUGGGGGGCACCAUCAUCUACAUGCCCCCCGAGGAGUAUGAACCCUCCAAGAGCCGGGGUGCAGUCAUCAAACACGACAUCUACAGUUACUCUAUCAUUAUGUGGGAGGUGCUGUCCAGGAGGAUACCAUUUGAAGAGGCAACCAACCCCAUGCAGAUCAUGUUCAGCGUACUGCGUGGGACACGUCCCGACACGGGCCUGGACAGUCUGCCAGGGGACAUCCCCAGCAGGGAGACACUCAUCAACCUCAUGACCUGCGGCUGGACCACCAACCCCGACGAACGGCCCUCCUUUCUCAUGUGUGUGAAAGAGCUGGAGCCAAUACUGAGGAGGUUUGAUGAAAUUGACAUCCUGGAGGCCGUGCUGGAGGUCAAGAAGUCAAAGCUGAUGAGGAGGGCAGGCUGUUACUCUGCCACACCCAUGGCGUGUGAGAAGAGAAGGGAGGAGGAGAAGUCUUUAAACAUUCUGAAGGACAACCCCAGUCCCUGGCAAGGAAACUCCAGCUCUGGCUCUGGGUCUUGCUCCUCCCAGGACACUGACAUCUCCCGACCGAGCUCCCUCACUAGCACCAAUGCCCCGCCUUCUAAAGAAGUAUCCCCCAUGUCAUUCAUGUCCCACACCCUGGGGCCCCUCAGAGAGCAGACCCUAGAGGGCAACAACUUCAAUGACUACCCCCACAGUGCCAGGCCCCUGGAAAACCUCAAUAUUCCCCUCAAACCGGGCCUGCCUGAGACGGAGUGUGUGACGCACCUGGACAACCUCACCCUGAAGCCACAGCCAUACCAACCACAACCAGGAUUCAACCUGCCAUCGGACCCCCUCGGCCCCACGCUGGGCCCCGUGGCACGCUGGAUCGCGGCACGUCGCGAGGAGAUUGUCUCCCAGAUGACGGAGGCCUGCCUGAACCAGAGCCUGGACGCCCUGCUGGCGUGCUCUCUCCUGAUGCGCGAGGACUACGAGCUGGUGGUGAACCGGGCCACGCGCACUGCCAAGGUCCGCCAGCUCCUUGACACCUGCCACCGUCACAGCGAGGACUUCUGCCGUGUGGUGGUCCGCAGACUUCAGGACAACAAGCAACUGGGCCUGCAGCCAUACCCCCCAGAGGUCAGCUCCCUUGUGGCCGCGCCAAACCCCAGCGCACCCCCGCUCUCUGUGUCCUACAACAACCCAAGGAAUUACUAGGACUGUAAGACUUAGCUCAUUGAGCUACUGUAGGUGGUGGAAAAAGACCCUACUGUCUUUUAGUCCUGGGUCGUUUUCAUUAGGCAGCAAAUGGAAGAAAACCAAUGGACUACCUGAACGUUUUCCUUUGCACAAUUCUUUGCUACAGUGUGCCCUAAUGAAUACGACCCUGGGUUUUGACUGUGAACUUUGACUUUAGUGGGGAAUGGUAAAGCCCAGCUGUGUCUCACAUUGCUCAUGAUGGUACCUACUUGCUUGCCCACUCACACAGAGCAAUACUGUAUGUUGCUACUGUUCAUCAAACUGUUGAGCGAAAGGACUUGAAGGUAAAGCUACUUUUUGAAAAACAAAACCAUAUCAUCUUCACAAAAAUUCCCCUGUUCUCUAAAAAGCAGAGGAUGGGUUGGGAAUAACAAUCAAAAUCCGUUAGUAUUUAAUCCAGGCUUUGAAUAAUUUAUGUUAUGGAUUUUAUGUAUUUUAUUUAUUUUGUCUGGUAAAUAAUUUGGUUCUUUCAAAACAUUCCCUUUGUUCUGAGUGAUUGGGCUACAGGGCCUGAGUUUGAGUUAUUCUAUUUGUCUUUCUGUUGUCACCCCUCUGCACUGUUUUAUCCAGAGAAAUAUAUCCAGAGACUGUAACAUCAUACUCACCUAUGGCUCUGGUUUUACUCUUUUUGGAGUGGACAGUUUAGACUCAUCUGUAGCUCUCCAGGUCCGAUAAGAUACUCGACUGGAGUUCUGCCGUUUGAGGUUACUGUUGCUAGGUCUCAACUGGAUCAACCCCCAUUCCCUUUUGUUUGUCAAAAAAUGUCACUUAUAUCAUUGUAUUUUGAGUAUUUCUUUACCACUGCCUUUCCAAGACAUGUUUUAUUUCUCUUAUAAAGACUGUGCACUUUCUGUUCAUAGAAGCUUUAGUUGACAUUGACAUGGGAUGGGCCAAAGCUGUUGAGGCCAUAUAAUUUAUAUGAUAUGUACAUCCUGUCGUGGAAAUUUCAGUACUGAGAGAGACUUUGUCAUUUCUUCAACAAUAAUCUUUAUUCAAUAUCGAUUUAAUUAUUGCAAUAAUGAGACUGGUCGACCCAACACUCUUGACUGUUGGGCCAAGAGCCUAACUUUUACAGAAAAUGCUGGUUCUUAUAUAGCUGACACUAAAAAUGCUUAGUCAUGGCUGGUCCCACCCCUCCCAUGCGAUAGGGUGCCAGCAUAAGCCACCUUGGGUUCAUCCUAUGGUUAUCUGCAGAAACAAUAAGGGUUUUGUUCUACUCCUCCAGUCUACCUUUAUCUGGGUUACACCCUCCACAUCUUGUCUAUGGAAUGCAUGCUGUAGAUCAAUUGUCAGCGCAAGAUAUCUCUAGUGACCAUGUGCCCAGAUUAGCUGCAGGGAGCUAGAGUGGAGACCAUAAAAACACUGCAUUAGUAGAAUAGAAAUGUCUUACUAUUUGUUAAGUAUUAAUAUCAAACAAAUCAGGUAAAUACGUAAUAUUUCUCUCACAAUCCCCAUACCAUUUAUUUAGAAUGUAGUCAGUGGAUUUAGGUACGGUGUAUACAGUGAGGGAA
Messenger RNA from Coregonus clupeaformis (lake whitefish), 3787 nucleotides. Its product is annotated as receptor-interacting serine/threonine-protein kinase 2-like. Gene Ontology annotation, biological process: regulation of apoptotic process; innate immune response; protein phosphorylation. The transcript is spliced from 11 exons. The record is from RefSeq and is a predicted model, not a curated record. Bases 474 to 2234 code for a protein of 586 amino acids. Gene Ontology annotation, molecular function: JUN kinase kinase kinase activity; ATP binding. Lineage: Eukaryota; Metazoa; Chordata; Actinopteri; Salmoniformes; Salmonidae.